AUGGCCUUUUUACACUCAUUUCCUACGCGUUCGGAAGCACCGUUGGAUGUUUGGGAAGUCGAUAGUUCGGAAAUUCAGUUUUCAGAGUGGAAGUACUGCAAAAGUCCGCUACCCACUCCUGUGUGGGUUCGACGCUACUGUGUGUGUCUUGAGAAUGAACAAACAUUCCUGCUCUUCCGCUCUUAUCAGGACUCUUUGAAGCGGCCCUCUGCAGCGCAUAUCCCUGUUGCUAUACUUGGGAGGUUUGCAGACGAACAUCUUGCAGUAGAGAAAAAUGGAUCGAGGUAUCGGUGGCCUUCGGACAAUGAACCCAAGCCACUCGAUACCAAUUCCAACGCACUCAUUCACAGUCGUAUGCCUCCAACCCGCAGGCGCACAACACACCCAACAAACCUCAUCGACGUCCAUCCACGUUCUGCGCUCUUGUCAGGUGACACUAGCGCCCGAAAACAUUCCGACCCUUGUAUUUUCGGCACCGCUAUUCACUCCACAGCCUCGCACAAAUUCAACUCUGCCCAUCACACACGCACCGCUUCCAAGUCAUCCAUUGACCAACAAGAUCCACUUACGGUUACAUCAUCCAUUACCAGUGUCGCCAACGAUUUGGAUUCCGCCUCCGCUUCCCUCGUCGAUUCCGCCUGCCGGAUUAACCAUUGUUCCUCAUUUGCCCCUGAUCUUAAUGGUGCCAAGUCAUUCCCGUCCGAAGCGGACUUGCUUUGGGCUAAGGUGCAUUCGUUUUCUCAACUCCAGAAACUGUUCCGCUCCAUUCGGCGAAGUUUCAGUUCCCACCAUUUCCGUCGACAUGAGUGUGACCCUCCGAGUGAAUCAUGUAACUGGGCUGGCUCGUCUCAAUUGCUAAUGUUUGCUCCUACAGACUCUACGCGAACCUCGAAGUCCAGCAAGCGGAGAUCCCGCCUCUUUCAUUGCGCCGACAAGGCAGAGACGAGCAGCAGCCCCGAAGGUUUUUUUCAUCAUGUGACCAUUCCAGAUCGCUUGCUUUUCAGAAAUUGGGAGUCAGAGGCCAAAUCGAAACCCCUGAGUGACGAUACAUCCUGCGUCGUGACCGACGUCGUUCCAUGUACACUAUCCGCAUCCAACGGAAAUUGCACAUUCCUGUCAACCCUUCGUCCCAAGACACCUUGCACUUGCGCGGCAUCCGAAAACAGCACUAUGGAUUCUAAAGCGACCGCCUUGCUGCAAGCCCGACAGUACAACAGCCACUGCGAUACUUUUGUGCCUUCUACUAACGCUGUUUCCACUGGGGGCUUUAUGCUCGGUAUUCCCGGCUUGGUCCAUUUCGGUCCCGUCCAUCCCAGUCUCACUGUCGGACGAGCGUUUUGUUUUGUUUGUCUUGCACCCGCCCUCCAGUUAUCUGAUCGGGAUCGAAAGCGUACUACCAUGGUUGUAGCAGACGCCAACCUAGUCACUCGGAUCUUCGCCACACCUAGCCAACUAAGUCGGUUACGUUGGCUCAGAAGCCUUCGUCGGACGGCCAAACCAAAUCUGGAGAAUGAGCGUCACCGCGAAAACUCUCUUCGCUUGUCCAUUUUGGAAGCUCGUAAUUGCCCCCCUAAGCGUCGGUACUACUGCGAUAUUUGCCUGGAUCGCACACUGUACGCCCGAACCACGAGCAAGACAGCUUCGCCGAGUAUUUUCUGGGCGGAAGAUUUUGAUCUCAACAAUCUGCCCAACGUAUCCGUGAUGACUUUAAGUUUGUACAAAGAAGCGGAUUCAUCCAACAAAGACGGACGACGAUUCGGGACUUCCAGAUCUGGCAGCAAGAAGCAUCGCAAGUCGCAGAAUCAGUUGAUCGGUUUUGUCACAAUCCCCACAUUCGAGCUAUCCGGCCGUACAGACACCCAAAUGUGGGUCACACUGCAACCACCGGCCGCCACUGGAUCGAACGAACUCAUGAGCACCAUCUUCACUCCUUCUCUGAAUGCCGCGCAUAAUUCACAGUCCAUGACAAGUGUGGAUGGCGCUGGACACUGGGGCGCCUCAUCUGGUCUCUUCCCGUUCCUCACGUCCACUUCGAGUAGCAUGCAAUUGGACCAGUCACAUGUGGAGCAGCGACAUCUUCCACAACUUCGGAUACGAGCACGUUAUCAGUCCAUUGAAGUACUUCCCGUGCGCUCCUAUGCUUCAUUAAAAAAGAUUGUCUUCGAUCACAGUCUCGAACUCAGCUCUUGGCUAGAGCAUGUGUUAUCUGUAAAGUGCAAGGAGAGUGUGGCUGGUUCGUUGGUCGCGCUGCAUGAGUCCAACGGGACUCUCGUGGACUUUCUCACAAACUUAGUGGUUCAUGACGUUUCCGGCUUGGAGAAUGAAUCCAUGGCUUUCCGUUCCAACUCUAUGGCCACUAAAGCCGUGGAAUGCUAUGUCAAACUUGUCGGAUCUACGUAUUUACACAAUUUGUUGCAUCGUCUGAUACAAUGCGUCCUGACUUGCUCAACUGCCUGGGAGGUCAAUCCCGAGAAACUGCCCACCGCCGCGCUUGCAUCCGGGUCGCUCUCGGUCAACGAUACAGCUGUGUUUGCGAGCACUUUUCAACUGCCCCACUCGGACAUUCGUCCUCCACCUGGCAGCCUGAUGACAAACCAAGUGAUGUUGCUACAUCACUUGAACGCGGUUUGGCGUGCAAUCCAGGCCAGUUUACCGCGAUUUCCGAGCGCACUCAUCCGUGUAUUCAGCUCAUUUCGGACUGCGUUGGAACCCAUACGGGGUCCAGAAUUCUGUGAUAACCUUGUUUCUGCCUGCAUCUUUCUGCGGUUGAUUUGCCCCGCUCUACUCUCCCCGUCGCUUUUCGGUCUGGUUACCGCUUUCCCCAGCGAACCAGCAUGCAGACGCAACCUGACGCUUUUAGCCAAAUCACUACAAUCACUGGCUAAUUUCUCCGCUUUCGACGAUAAGGAGCCUUUUAUGCGUUUUCUCAACGGCUUCGUCUCAUCCCAGUUACCCGCAAUGCGGCGUUUCAUUCGUGGUAUCUCGCGUUGGCCUUCGUCCGAUGCGCACCUGGAUGAUUUCGACACAAUGCAUGGGCUACGCGAUUUGGUCGACGAAGGCUAUGAGUUGGCCCACUUGCAUGCACUACUUUCCGAUCUGUCUUUCGGUGGUAGUGGAGGUGGCGACCACUGUGCUGGCAGCGAGUCGAUGUCGAAGGUCUCCAACGGUGGAACUUCCCUCCCACCCAGCCUUUCCGAGUUGCCUCACGUUUUAGACGAGUUGUCCAGCUUAUUACGCAGCAACGUGGCUUCAUGCGCUCAAAGUCUCUUGAACAUCGCCGGCCAUCAUCUCCAAGCGGAUGAGCCUAACGACCGAUUACACUCCACUCUGCCGUCGAAUAUGCCCAGACGUUUGUCCGAACAAGUCCAAAUGACCCAAACGGACUGCCGUCUGUCCACACGCAACCACGACGGUCUGUCACCGGAUUACGCCUAUCAUUUACCAAAAACCUACUCUCCCGUCCCCUAUUACACCCUACACAAUAAUCCCGGAUACCAUGAUGCCAAAGUGCAGAAGUCCACUUCGGUCAAUAUUUUAUCCGCUUCGACCGAAUUGACAUCUGCGGGACAGACGGGCGUUUCCAUAUACAAUCCAAACGACUACGAUGAACCAUACGCUAGCCCUCAUUCGGAGCCCGAGGACGAUAAUUCAUACAGACGGACUAAGUCCCCACCACCACAGUUGAAUUCGCCGCCACCCUCCACAUUGUGCAUCGACGGACCAAUUUCCACAAAUUUGCAGGAGCAAACGAUUGUCAAACAAUCCAACAAUACUACCCGGCGGACAUCGAUCCCAACUGUACCCCCGUCACCGUCCAACAGUACCCCUGCGCUGACGUGUACCGUUAAUGAAGAUGAUCAUGUCUACGACUUCGUGCCACUUUCAGGUGCCUCCUCCACCGACGAUCUCGUCCAAGUCAAUGAGAAGUAUCUGAAAGACUUUCGGAACGGUUCGCCGCAUCUGAAGUGUCGCGAUUCACCUGCUGUUGCUUGCCAACCGGUUGUCAGCGAGCCAGCAUCCCUUCUGACUUCGGAGCAACUUGAACUAACCCGAAAUCUUCCAGCUACCGCUGUUUCCACAACUUCUUGUCUGACCAGUCAUCGAGCGGUGAAUGCGCUGCACACUCUGGAUUCUUCACCUCGCUUGCAAUCUCGUCAAGUGACAACAGCGAGCAUAUUGCUUACUCGGCACACAAACGUCCAACCUCCGGCUGUCAUUCAAUCUGCCGUCCUCUCCUCACAUCCCUUGAGUGCUUCGCCGCUCCAGGGAUCUCUGAACUCUCGAGCUUCGUCACGGUCGGACGAACUAUGUGUCUCUACUUCCUACAACAACUGUCAGCCAUUUCCUGUUCCCUUUCGAUCACAUUCACCAUCUUCAUUGGAGACCGGCGCUGAAGCUUCAAUCCUAAUAGAUCCUAGUCCUGGUGUUGAUGCUGUGUCGGACAACACGAAGAGCUCGCAGCCUGCGCCGAAGGAGCUGGUCGAGGAACUAGUUCGCUUGCGUCAUCAACUGCAAGUUUCACGUGAAGAUGCCGCUUGGGCUGCAAAUCGACUUAGUCAACAAGAGGCGGAAUUGUCUCAUCUUCGCCAACUAGUCGGUUGUUUGCGUGGUCAGCCUCAGGUCAACUGCAAGCUUGUCGAUUCCGUUCGUUCUCUUCCUCUUGGCAUCAGCCGCUCUCCCGCUAACGGUCACCUCCUACGCGCAACCACGUCUUCUACAAACACUGCCCCAUCAAUAUCUCUCAGACGUGCUCCAAAUACUUUUGUUGAACUGGAUGACGCCAUGGCAAGAUUAGAGCAAGAACAGGCGGAACUGCAGCAGGAGCAGGUACGAAUACGUGCUCGUCUCGCCGCUUCCCGCUACGCUCGUCCAGCAGCGAACAGUCCUAUCCGCAGUCCCCCAACAGCUCCUCAGCUCCCCGUCAUCAUCAAGCCAACCAAUCAUGUGACAAAGAAUGGCCUCCGGUCCUCUAAGCUUGCGGCCUCGUCAUCGUCUUCAGGUGAAGAUGGUGUGUCCCUUUUGACACCAGUGCCACAGUACGGACCGCGUGUUCGCCACAACCCCCCACCACCGCCACCACGGAAUGUGCCAUCCCGGGGUGGUGGAAGAUUCGCCUAUUAA
Molecule: messenger RNA, 5121 nt
Organism: Dicrocoelium dendriticum
Lineage: Eukaryota; Metazoa; Platyhelminthes; Trematoda; Plagiorchiida; Dicrocoeliidae
Source: the annotation of a GenBank genome assembly